Molecule: messenger RNA, 786 nt
Organism: Eufriesea mexicana
Lineage: Eukaryota; Metazoa; Arthropoda; Insecta; Hymenoptera; Apidae
Product: putative eggshell protein
Exons: 5
Coding region: 1-786 (261 amino acids)
Source: RefSeq, a predicted model, not a curated record
AUGGUGUCGAAUUGUGCGAUAAGAUUUAAAAGGUUGCUCGCAGUUUGCACGAUCGCGUCGAUUUUUAUCGGGAGUUCCCUUGGUCAGGAAGUCGAGAAGGCUCCGGAGGACUUCCGGUACAGAGAGGACCCCGUGGCGGCUGCCAGUGAACACGACGGUGGAGGCAAGCAUGAGGAGAAGGGUGGCGGCACCGAGUACGAAGAAGAUCAUCGUAGCUUCGACGAGGAGAAGGGUGACAAGGGCUACAAGGUCUUCCACGAGUUCGACAAAGGUGAGAAGGGUCACCAUGACAAGGAGGAUCACGAACAAAGGUACGACGAGAAGAAGGGAGAAAAGGAAAAGAAGCAUGAUCAGGCAGAUCACUAUGACGAGAGUCAUCAGGGCGAGGAAGGCGAGAAAGGCGCGAAAUUCGACGAGGAGGGCAAGCACCAAAAAGGAUACAGCACUAAAGGAGAACACAGUGUCUUCAAAAAGGACGAGUAUGAAAAGAAGCACGAUUUUUACGACGAGUAUCACGAAGAUGGGGAGCACGAGAAACAUGGCGGAUACCAUCACGAGCACGAAGGAAAGAAGGGUGGCCACGAGAAAAAGGGACACAGGGACUCUGGUCGUCACGAGGAUCAUCAUGGUAAGAAGAAGAAGCACGAGGAGGGCCAUCAUCAUCGCAAGCAGAAGGGUCGCAAGCAAGAAGAUGGUCAGGACAGUCAUCAUCGAUACGAUAAGAAAUACGGAAAGAAGGGUGGUCAGGAAUCAGGGAAAAAAUGGUUCGCCAGCAGUGGUCAUUAG